AUGCCUUCGAAUGGACCGCGGGCAACGGCCAGACUUCGCAGAUAUGGAUUGAAUGGUGUUUUCUUCGAUGAGAUGGCGGAUGUUGCUUACAACGACUCGCUCCGCUAUGUAGUGGAGCUCAAAAGGCCAGUGGCUCGAAACAACCACUUGCCUCUAAGAACUGGCCUCCAGCUGUUGGAAAAGGCUCUGCGUGAUUUACGGGAGAAACAUCACAACGAGGAGUCGCUGCUGCACCUGUGGACAUUGAGCAAGCUGAAGCAGGAAAUACCGCAGAUCGAGUGGCAAACCUACUUUGAGGAACUGCUGGAAAUGGAGCCCAGAGAUGAUAAGCUACUCGUGCAGAUUAGCGAUGUGGAAUAUUUCCGAAAGCUGGGCGAGCUGCUGCGUGAAAGUAAUAAAACCAUUUUGGAAUUCUAUCUAAGGAGCGACUGGCUAGCUUUAACAAGGUCGGAGGACAUGCGGCAGCUGCAGCAGAUGUUUGCCAGCUUACGCGGCACGUUUGCCAAAUACUUGGAGCUGAAUCGAUUGGAGCUAAGUUCCGAGCAGUUAACCUAUCUACAUGCCAAGCUGGCGAACAUGCAAUUGAAACUGGGCAACCUACCGGAUACAGCGAGCACCGAUAAUGAUUUCUAUAAUAAUCACUAUGCCAGUGCAUCAUUUACGGCUGACGACUUUGUGGAAAACUUUUGGCAGGCCCUGCGUUUACGUACGCAUCUGCAGCAUUUGCCAGCCCGCAAUGCGCCUUAUUUUGAGCAUGAGCGAAAUAUGUUGACCGUUCCAUUGGUCUUCAUGCAGUGGCCCUUUUACGAUUAUCGACAGCAUUCCGUUUUUCGACAUAGUCUGAUGGGCUUUAUACUCGGUCACGAGCUUAGUCACGCCUUCGAGCAGGAGGGCAUACUCUUCGAUGCCGCGGGCAACGAGUUGCACUCGCCAACAGCAUCGCUGAAGGAGCGAUUGGCAGAUUUCAACGGACUCCAACUGGCUUAUGACACGUUCUUUGGGUUGGGACAUGAUUCAAAUCGGUUUGAGUAUCGCCCAUAUGAGUUUGAGCAGGAGAUGUCGCCGCCACAGCUCUUCCAUUUGAAUUUCGCGCAGUUCUUUUGUGGCCGUCUACCAACAGCCAUAGGCCAUGACAUGGACGAUGUGCG
Drosophila hydei is the source of this 1148-nucleotide messenger RNA. RefSeq names its product neprilysin-like. NCBI's taxonomy places the organism in Eukaryota, Metazoa, Arthropoda, Insecta, Diptera, Drosophilidae. Gene Ontology annotation, molecular function: metalloendopeptidase activity. Gene Ontology annotation, cellular component: plasma membrane. Gene Ontology annotation, biological process: protein processing. The transcript is spliced from 5 exons. The annotation marks the transcript as partial. The record is from RefSeq and is a predicted model, not a curated record.